AUGCGAUCAAAUGCCCAGAUUUUGGGUGUGUUCGAUCAUUUCCUUACUCACACAGAGAGCAUGGCGACACCGUUGGCCGAUUCCGGAUGGGAUUUGUGGAACGGAAUGACGAUUUUCGACAAUUCCACAAUCGAAAAAUGCGCGAGUUUUGAGCAAAAGAGAAUCUCUCGGUCGUCGAGCUCGCGAUCAACGACGACAGUUGGAUGCGGUUUGUGUCGUUCGCUCAACUCGCCGAACUGGCGACAUCAUUCGCGUGAGAAUUGCCGAACGCUCGUCGGAAUGCAGCCGUGCCGAAUCUGCGGCGCCGCCGGUCGAAUGAAUCACACGGAAACCUACUGCCCAAACAAGAAGCCAAUCCAUCUGAAAUUGAAUCCGCAUUUCGAGUUGCUCUCAAAAUUGCGCCAAGCGCAACGCCUCAACACCAUCGCCAACAAUUAUGUUCACCAAUUCGCCAAUCUGUGCCAAUCAGCUCCGAGAAUUAGCUAUGCCCAAUGAAUGUCGUGGUUAUUCGGUGUCAAACAGAACACGGUUCCACCAAUUCCCGACGACUUCCAAGCUGGUGGUCCACCGGGUGCCGGUCAGCAGCCAGCAGCACCGCAGCCCAACCAAGGCAGCAGCAAAAUGGCCUACUCAUUCGACUCGACUGCUCUCGAAAGAGCCGCAAAAGCGGCAAAAGAUCUCGAAAAAUUUCCAAAUGCGAAGGAGGCUCUCGAAUUGUCGCGACUUCAAGAAGUCACUCGUCAAAAGGAGAUUGAAAACGAGACGAAGAGAAUCGAAGCUCAACUGGCUAGCCUGAAGUCUGAUCACAUUCGUACCGCUGAAGAGGAGAGGCGGAAGACGUUGAACGAGGAAACGAAGCACGCCAGAGCUAGAGCCGAGUAUCAAGACCAACUCGCUAGGAAGCGACAAGAAGAGGAGCUCGCGAUGAAGGCCCGAAUGCAGGAAGAAAGUCUCCGCAAACAAGAGGAGUCCGUCAAGAAGCAAGAGCAAUUGAGAAAACAAACAAUUGAGCACGAGCUCGCGUUGAAGCAUAAAUACGAGUUGGAGAAGAUCGAGGCGAAGACGCGCGCUCAAGCGAAAGCGGCUCGCGAGAAUCGCGACGUCAAUCUCGAGCAGCUCAAACUUCACGAGGAGGAGAAUCGCAAAACCGUACUCGAAAAGAUUCGCACCAGCGGCGAGCUCAUCGGCACCGGAUUGAAUCAAUUCUUGAGCGACAAAACGAAAAUCACAGCCGCCGUUGGUGGCCUAACCGCUUUGGCCGUCGGAUGGUACACGGCCAAACGCGGAACUUCCGUCGUCGCGCGAUACGCCGAAGCGCGUCUGGGAAAGCCUAGUCUGGUCCGAGAGACUUCUAGAAUCACACCACUCGAGGUUUUCAAACAUCCGAUUAAGACUGCUCAAAUGCUCAGCAGAAAGAAGAAGGACCCCCUUGAAGGUGUGGUGCUUUCGCCCGCUUUGGAGAGUCGCCUUCGCGACAUUGCCAUCACCACUUCGAACACCAAGAGGAACAACGGUCUUUUCCGCAACGUGAUGUUCUACGGACCACCGGGAACCGGAAAAACGCUGUUCGCCAAAAGUUUGGCGCAACACAGCGGUCUCGACUACGCGAUUCUCACUGGCGGCGACAUUGCGCCGCUAGGACGCGACGGUGUCUCUGCAAUUCACAAGGUGUUCGAUUGGGCGUCGAAGAGCCGAAAGGGACUCGUCGUGUUCAUCGAUGAAGCCGACGCAUUCCUUCAGAAGCGUUCGCGGAACGGAAUGUCGGAAGACACGCGCGCCGCGCUCAACGCGUUCCUCUUCCGAACCGGUGAGCAAUCGAGGAAGUUCAUGCUUGUCGUCGCCUCCAAUCAGCCGGAGCAAUUUGAUUGGGCUGUCAAUGAUCGUUUGGAUCAGCUCGUCGAGUUUGCGCUUCCAGGCCAGCCGGAACGCGAGCGCAUCCUUCUGCAAUACUUUGACGAGCAUAUCGUGAAGCCGGCGACGAGCGGCGCCCGCGGCCAACGUCUGAAGCUCGCCAAUUUUGACUGGAUCGGCAAAUGUGCGGAGGUCUCGAAGAAGACCAAAGGAAUGAGCGGACGUGAACUGAGCAAAUUGGUCAUCGGAUGGCAGGCGUCAGCGUACGCAUCGGAAUCGGGAAUUCUCACCGAGGAGAUCAUUGAUCGCAACACGGAGGACGCGAUGAAGCAGCAUGAGCACAAAAUGGAAUGGUUGGAGCGCGAGCAGCGAAUGGCGCGAAAUCAGGAGAUCAUGUUCGGAACCGAAGUCCGACAAACCGCCGUAUAA
This is a messenger RNA of Caenorhabditis bovis, 2280 nucleotides long. Lineage: Eukaryota; Metazoa; Nematoda; Chromadorea; Rhabditida; Rhabditidae. The record is from the annotation of a GenBank genome assembly.